Messenger RNA from Hyaloscypha bicolor E, 1016 nucleotides. RefSeq lists its product as uncharacterized. The coding region runs from base 228 to 800 and encodes 190 amino acids. The record is from RefSeq and is a predicted model, not a curated record. The transcript has a single exon. NCBI's taxonomy places the organism in Eukaryota, Fungi, Ascomycota, Leotiomycetes, Helotiales, Hyaloscyphaceae.
UUCAUCCCCACCUUAACGCAACACCCUACUGGGCCGAGCACUCGUUUCGUCAAGCCAUUGAUUCAAUUCUCGGCUCGGAAUGGCGAAUGAGCAAGUAAGGCUCAGUUUAUUCCAACUAUGUUCCAUCAGUCCCGAAGGCCCCAGUUGCCCUACAUGUCUGUCGCGAGAGCCGAAGAGUGGCACUGGAGCACUACACUCUUGCAUUCGCAGGAACAAACAUCCUGUCCAUGCACGCGGACUUUACUGCCCUGUUCAACGCGAGUGAACUAGGCCUCAAGCGAACAUGGGUUGAUUGGGAACAAGACACAAUCUUCGUUGUUCGCGGUGAUGGGGCUUUCGUUGAUAUGAGGGGUGUGUAUGGGGAGCCGUUCUUUCUUGACGUUCUUGCUGCUUAUGCGCAAGACGAUGCAGAGAAUAUCCGGAAGUUGGCGGUGGCGGGGCAUUGGAGCACCAAUCCGGGGAACGAUCGGUAUAAGAGGCUAGGUGAAGGGCUGGUUGAGAGCUUGAAGUUGUUUGCGGGGUUGGAGGAGUUGGUUGUUUAUCAUAGUGAUGUGAGUUGGGAGGAUUUUGUGAGUAUUACGGAAGAAGAUGACGAAGAGGGGAAUAGGAGGACAAUUGCGCUGGUGAGAAGAAGUGAAAAAGAGGUGCUGGACGAGAUGAUGAGUGUUUUGGAGGAGGAGAAGAGUGAGGAUGAGGAGUGGACGAGUGCACUGCCUCGGAUUGAAGUUUCCAGAGAUUGGCAGUGGUGCUGGCGUGGUGGAGAAACACUAUUGGGCUAUUGUGGGCCCAAAUUCGAUUAAUUCAAGGGAUUACUUGUCUGAGCAGGAUGUCUCUCAGUGAAUUUGUGAUUGGAACUUGGAAAAGUGGCGAGGGCGUGUUUCCUAGGCUACGCUCCUCCUCUUCCUAGUGCGGAAGGCCAUCCGUGUAUACAUCAAGCAGAAGGCAAUUGCCUUCAGUACGGCAUUUAAUAUUUUACCUCAGAAUUACAAUCGUAAUCUUAUUGAAUGCCUGCCGCG